AUUCUCAAACUUAUAUUUCUGUUUACAGAGUUCUUAGAUACGAGGAAGCACACGAACUUAAGAAGAGGAUAGAAGAACUCGAAAAUGAGAUAACAAGGAAAGAAAAAAAUUACGAAGAAUAUAAACUGCAAGUCAAGAUACACGAAGAGGCACGAGAUAAACUUCGUGUUGAACUUAAUGAUGCUAACCAAAAAGUAAAGGAGUCUGAUAAUUUGUCGAGUCUUGCUCGUAAAGAAUUGAAUGAAUUACAAGCACGGCUCAGCGAUGAGACCUUAGAACGGGUUUCAUUGUCAAAGCAGUAUGAUGAAUUAAGAGAGCAGUUUGCAGCUAGUGAAAAGGAAAAGCUAGAGCUCCAGUUGAAAGUCAGUGCAAGCGAAGAUCUAAUUUUUAAAUCGGACACUAUGAAGGAGACACUGCAGCAUGAUCUUUUCGAGGUCAAAGAUAUGUUGAAUGAAUCAGAACAGAGCAAGAUUAAGCUUGAAAAAGAGCUGGGAGAAUACGAGAAGCAAGUGAAGAACCUGACAGCAGAAGCUAAUCAACAGCGGAAGAACAACUUAAUGGUAAAGGAAAAGGCCGCAAAAGACGAGAGUGUGAAUUCUGAGCUUAGAAAAGAGCUAUUUGAGUUAAAACAGACCAUAUCUCAGUUGAUGUCUGAUAGAGAGCAAUUAAAAUCUGAUGUUGGCAGAGAAAUGAGAAGAGCAAAGCAGAUGGAAAGCGAAACACAUAUGCUGGAGAACCAACUUCGGCAGGACAUUGAUGUGCUGUCGAGCUCAGAGACCAAACUGAGACAACGUUGUAGUGAACUUGAGAGUCUGCUUGGGAGUGAGGCCGGUGAGAAAGAUGAAUAUGCCAUUAAAGUUAGAAGUCUGGAAACGAGAAUGAAAGCAGUGGAAAGCCAGUUAGCUCAAACUGAAGAUGAGAAAAUGGAUUUAGAACUGCAGUUGAGCAUGAUAUCAAAGGCCAUAAAAAAGUCAUUUGGAGUAAACAUACCUGGAAAUACUAAAAGGAUGAAUAAUGCUAAAUCAAGCAGCCCAGUGAAAGAAUGGCUUGAGAAGGAUGUAGAAUCUGGUUAUCAUGGUAUAUCAUAAUUUCAUAAUGAUUCCGAGGGAUCUUUGAAACAAUUGUUUUGAUUAAAUUGUUCUAAAAAUUUAUUUGUUUUCCACUUGA
Rhopilema esculentum is the source of this 1167-nucleotide messenger RNA. The record is from RefSeq and is a predicted model, not a curated record. NCBI's taxonomy places the organism in Eukaryota, Metazoa, Cnidaria, Scyphozoa, Rhizostomeae, Rhizostomatidae.